This is a messenger RNA of Neomonachus schauinslandi (Hawaiian monk seal), 1176 nucleotides long. It is a transcript of the gene TM6SF1, whose product is annotated as transmembrane 6 superfamily member 1. Gene Ontology annotation, cellular component: lysosomal membrane. The transcript has 10 exons. The record is from RefSeq and is a predicted model, not a curated record. Lineage: Eukaryota; Metazoa; Chordata; Mammalia; Carnivora; Phocidae. The coding region runs from base 32 to 1144 and encodes 370 amino acids.
GCGCUGAAGGGCGAGCGGCGCGGCGGCGGCGAUGAGUGCCUCUGCGGCCACCGGGGUCUUCGUGCUGUCCCUCUCGGCCAUCCCGGUCACUUAUGUCUUCAACCACCUGGCGGCCCAGCACGAUUCCUGGACAAUUGUAGGGGUUGCUGGCCUCAUCUUGCUCCUGGUAGCCCUGCUGGCUCGUGUCCUGGUCAAAAGAAAACCACCCCGGGACCCACUGUUCUAUGUGUAUGCAGUUUUCGGAUUUACCAGCGUGGUGAACCUCAUCAUAGGCUUGGAACAGGAUGGAAUCAUUGACGGGUUCAUGACGUACUACUUGAGAGAGGGUGAACCGUAUCUGAACACUGCGUAUGGGCACAUGAUCUGCUACUGGGACGGCUCUGCUCAUUAUCUGAUGUAUCUGGUGAUGGUGGCGGCCAUAGCGUGGGAGGAGAGUUAUAGAACUAUUGGCCUCUAUUGGGUUGGAUCUAUUAUCAUGAGCAUUGUUGUUUUUGUGCCAGGAAACAUUGUGGGGAAGUAUGGAACCCGCAUUUGCCCUGCUUUUUUCUUAAGCAUACCAUAUACUUGUCUUCCUGUCUGGGCUGGUUUCAGAAUCUAUAAUCAGCCAUCAGAAAAUUAUAAUUAUCCCUCAAAGGUCAUUCAAGAAGUCCAAGCCAAGGACCUGCUGAGAAGACCAUUUGAUUUAUUGUUGGUCGUGUGUCUCCUCCUGGCAACUGGAUUUUGUCUGUUUAGAGGCUUGAUUGCUUUGGAUUGCCCGGCUGAGCUCUGCCGAUUUUAUACGCAAUUUCAAGAGCCCUACCUAAAGGAUCCUGCUGCUUACCCUAAAAUCCAGAUGCUGGCCUAUCUCUUCUAUUCUGUCCCUUACUUUGUGAUUGCGCUUUAUGGCUUAGUGGUUCCUGGAUGCUCCUGGAUGCCUGACAUAACACUGAUGCAUGCCGGAGGUCUAGCUCAGGCUCAGUUUUCUCACAUCGGUGCUUCUCUUCAUGCUAGAACUGCUUAUGUCUACAGAGUCCCCGAAGAAGCGAAAACCCUUUUUCUAGCAUUAAACAUAGCAUAUGGAGUUCUUCCUCAGCUCUUGGCCUAUCGUUGUAUCUACAAACCAGAGUUUUUUAUAAAAACAAAGGCAGAUGAAAAAGUUGAAUAAAGAUAUUAUUUCAUGUUCUUCCUCUCUAGAUU